Molecule: messenger RNA, 581 nt
Organism: Vicugna pacos (alpaca)
Lineage: Eukaryota; Metazoa; Chordata; Mammalia; Artiodactyla; Camelidae
Source: RefSeq, a predicted model, not a curated record
GUGAUCCCGGGGCGCACUCCGCUGGCCACCCUCGCCGCCCUGGCUGAGUGUCGCGCGGCCGGCGCCAUGUCCGUGAGUGAGAUCUUCGUGGAGCUGCAGGGCUUUUUGGCUGCCGAGCAGGACAUCCGAGAGGAAAUCCGAAAAGUUGUACAGAGUUUAGAACAAACAGCUCGAGAGAUUUUAACUCUACUGCAAGGGGUCCAUCAGGGUGCUGGAUUUCAGGACAUUCCAAAGAGGUGUUUGAAAGCUCGAGAACACUUCGGUACAGUAAAAACACACCUAACGUCUUUGAAGACCAAGUUCCCUGCUGAACAGUAUUACAGAUUCCACGAGCACUGGAGGUUUGUGCUGCAGCGCUUGGUCUUCUUGGCCGCGUUUGUCGUGUACUUGGAAUCGGAAACACUCGUGACUCGAGAAGCGGUUACAGAAAUUCUUGGCAUUGAGUCAGAUCGGGAGAAGGGAUUUCAUCUGGAUGUGGAAGAUUAUCUCUCAGGAGUUCUGAUACUUGCUAGUGAACUGGUAAGAAGCUCAGCGACUUGCCGUUUACUGUUUUGAUUUCCCCACUUCGUUGUCAGGUUUUU